This is a messenger RNA of Phasianus colchicus (ring-necked pheasant), 1827 nucleotides long. It is a transcript of the gene FOXL1, whose product is annotated as forkhead box L1. Gene Ontology annotation, molecular function: RNA polymerase II cis-regulatory region sequence-specific DNA binding; DNA-binding transcription factor activity, RNA polymerase II-specific. Gene Ontology annotation, biological process: cell differentiation; anatomical structure morphogenesis; regulation of transcription by RNA polymerase II. Lineage: Eukaryota; Metazoa; Chordata; Aves; Galliformes; Phasianidae. The record is from RefSeq and is a predicted model, not a curated record.
GCGAGCUCGUUCGGGCUGGACUGGGAUCUGAGCUCACACAAACCUCUCCCCGGCAGACUCAUCCCUCCUGGGGGGAAGAGUCGGAGCCCCGAGCCCGCCGGCUAUGAGCCACCUCUACAGCCCCCACCUCUCCCCUAUGGGCUCUCCAUCCAUGCUGUACCUCCCUGCCGCGCUGGGCUUUGCCCCCAGCAGCGCAAUUACCCGGCAGGACCCUCCUCAGAAACCUCCCUACAGCUACAUCGCCCUCAUCGCCAUGGCCAUCAAAGAGGCUCCGGAGCAGAAGGUGACCCUCAGCGGUAUUUAUCAGUUCAUCAUGGACCGCUUCCCUUUUUAUCACGACAACAAGCAGGGCUGGCAGAACAGCAUUCGUCACAACCUCUCCCUCAACGAUUGCUUCGUCAAAGUGCCCCGGGAGAAGGGUCGGCCGGGAAAAGGCAGUUACUGGACCCUGGAUCCGCGCUGCUUGGACAUGUUCGAGAACGGUAACUAUCGCCGGAGGAAGAGGAAGCCCAAAGCUUCGGGGCCUCCGGAGGUUCGCAGCGGUUCGGCUCCCCCCGACGGCGGCCGCCCCGACGAACCCAAGCGGGCCAAAGGGAGCGAGACGGGGCAGAGCCCGGCUGGGGAUUCGGCCGAUGAGGGGCUUGCGAGGCCGGCAGCGGGGCGGGGGGGAGGAGAUGCUGUCUCCGGGUGCCUGGAUCGAGGCGGUGCCGCCGCUCCCCGACCCCCCGACGGCUCGGGGGGGCCGCCCGCCGCCGGUGCUGGGCACAAGAGGGGCCGGAGCUUCAGCAUCGAGAGCAUCCUAGCCCAGGGGCUGCGGCAGAACCCCCCCGGGGCAGCCCCAAAGGCCCGGGAGAGCCCCGUCGGUUCGCUGGUGGCCAGCGGAGGCUUCGGUUCGGCCCUCAAUGCUUCCCUCAUGCUCGACUCCCAGGUGCACGGGAGGCUCUACCACAUCGGCAUCCCCUUCCUCUCCUGCUUCCCUUUCCACUUCUCUGAGGCGGUAUUUAAUUUCCAGUAGUUGCCCCCAUUAUGAUAUGUGUCCUCCCCCCCCUCCCUCCCCCCUCCCCCCCGUUCUGCUCGCUGAGAAGGGAGAACCCAGACUCGGACCUCACCACGCGGGUAGGGACCUAAAAGCGAUGCUAAAUGUUACUCAGGAUUUCAGGGCAUUCUCAAGGCACCUCUCACUGCAAAGCUCUCUUUUCCCAUUGCCUCACCCUCUGCCAGAUCGACUGAAAGGUAAACCAGAUUUUUCUCACAUCACAAAGAAGGGCAGCUCUGGGGGGGGGAGAAGGGGGGGAAGGGGGUAUGCUGGCCUCUAAGCCCUGCUAGGUUUGCUCUGCAGCUUUAACCUUUGCAUCCAGCAAGAUCCUCAGCUUUCUGCCAAAUCCUUCCGCUCUCCAGUUUUCUUUAUUUUUAAUUUUUCCUUUUGGAAACCAAACCUGUCCCUCUUCUCUCUUGGAAAAGAGGCUGAGAUUUGUGUUGCUGUUCAUAUUCUGCCUGAGAUCGGCCCAGUCCACCAAGAAGGGGAACCAGAGCUGGAACAGGGGCAAACAAAAGAACUCAGGCUCAUCCUUCACAGCUCUGCUUGCUUUGACUCAGCACUGUAUAGAAUUCAAGCUGGUUCCCUGCCCAUCACUGUCCUUCUCAAGUACUGCCACAGCUCUUCUGCCUCACUGUUGUGACUGUGGAGAGAGGGAUGGCUGAGCAAACAUGUCUGGAACAAGAAGUUGGUUUCCACGUGUUGCUGGAAUCAGAUGCUUCUGACCAAAAAAGAUUGGGCUGCCGAGGCUGAUUUUGGCAUUUUGAAGUGUUAACAACCUGGAAAUGAAA